This is a messenger RNA of Saccharomyces mikatae IFO 1815, 942 nucleotides long. Its product is annotated as putative endodeoxyribonuclease. Gene Ontology annotation, molecular function: hydrolase activity, acting on ester bonds. The record is from RefSeq and is a predicted model, not a curated record. Bases 1 to 942 code for a protein of 313 amino acids. The transcript has a single exon. NCBI's taxonomy places the organism in Eukaryota, Fungi, Ascomycota, Saccharomycetes, Saccharomycetales, Saccharomycetaceae.
AUGGAUAGGCUCGUUGAUGCACACUGCCACGUUAUUACUGAUCCAGACAGUGCAGUCGGUGGUGAUGAUGGAGGAUCGAAGAAUACGUUGCGAUGCGUCAUGUCAUCAAACCCGUACGACUGGAAAAAUUUGAAGAAAAUGGCUAACAAUAGCACAAGAAGAGAGAAUCUAUACCUCGGAUUUGGUGUCCAUCCUUGGUACAGUCAUUUAUUUUAUAUAGGUGAUCAACGCGACAAGAUUUCUCAUUACCUAAAUGUAUUGGAAUAUAAGAACAAAGAACAGUUCGACGGUUUGGUUCGGGUUCUUCCUGAACCUCUAGAUCUUGAAGAAUAUAUACUUAGGGAGUUUAACGAAAAAUUAGUUAGCGUAAUUGGAGAGGUCGGUCUUGAUAAGCUCUUCAGACUUCCCGCGAGUGGUUUCUACACACAAAACGAGAAGACCAGGCUAACCACAGUGAAAGUCAAACUAUCGCAUCAAGAAGCAGUAUUUAGACGAUUUUGCCGGUUGGCAAGAAAAACAAACAAGCCCAUUUCCAUACAUGAUGUGAAGUGUCAUGGGAAACUGAACGAUAUCUGCAACGAAGAACUUCUACCGUAUCACUCCGUCAACAUAUGUUUGCAUUCGUACACAGGGUCCAAGGAAACCCUUCUGACACAAUGGCUCAAGAAGUUCCCACCAGAUCGUAUCUUUGUAAGCCUGUCCAAAUGGAUCAAUUUCAAAAACCCAGAAGAAGGAGAUACUCUGGUCAGGGGCUUGCCCAAAACGUGUAUACUUACUGAAACUGACUUCCCCGUUGACAACCCGGAUCCAUCAUACCAAAGGGAUCUAACAGAGCAGCUGCAGUAUCUGAAUAAACAAAUUGCACAAGCAUGGGGUGAGAGCCUGGAUGCUACGCAAGUCGCUUCGCAUAUAUAUGAGAACUUCCAGAAAUUCAUUAAGUAA